AUGAAUCAGAUGAUUAAUCAAGAUUUCCUCAAGUGUGAAGACUUUAUCAUCGCGGAUGUACGUGUAGAUCGUGAACGACAUAUUGUGUUCUCUACGAAGGAACAACUUGAUGUACUGAGUCAUGCGAAACGCUGGUUUAUAGAUGGGACCUUUAAGAUUGUCGGUCAGCCCUUUCAGCGUGGACAACUUAUGUCGAUACAUGCCUUUGUGCAAGAAGAUGAUGAGUGCCAGCAAUUCCCCUUAAUCUUCUGUUUGAUGUCGAGACGCACCACCGCUGAUUAUGUUGCCGUGUUGAAGGCUAUCCGUGACAAAUUGGAAAGUUUGUCAGUUGAGGGUUUCAUGUUGGAUACAUUGAGCUCGGUAUCGGCAUGGAAUGCAGUCCGAGAAGUUUUUGGUCCAGGCGUAGAUAUUAAGGGAUGUGUGUUCCACUGGUUUCAGGCGGUUUGGCGACAGGUCCAAGCCAAUGGGCUAUCCACCACCUACAACGCUCCUUUAAAUGAAAUAUUUAUAUGGUAUGUUUUAGUUAUUGAGUUUCUACUUUUUCAGACUCACAAGUAUUUGCGACAGCUGAUGGCACUUCCGUUUCUUCCAGUGAAUCACAUAGUGCCAACAUUCAGGGAGCUGCAGGGACGAGCCACAAACCCUCAGAUUGUAGCGUUCUGCAGUUACCUGGAACGACAGUGGAUUGGGAAUCCCUCAUUCCCAGUCAGUUCUUGGUGUGUAUUCCGCCAGCCGGUACGGACCAAUAAUGAUGUAGAAGGCUGGCAUCAUCGCAUCAACAGGAAAGCUGGUGGAUGCUCUAUGUCUUUCUACAGACUCGUUCCUCUACUACGUAGGGAAGCGGACUCCGUUGGCCAGUCCCUACGUACAGGUGAUCUGAACAGGGCCAGAUCUUCACGAACAACCAGGAUGGAACGAACACUUCAAGACCUCUGGGAAAGAUACCAAUCAUCAGCACUUACAACAACAGCUUUUUUGAAAGCGUGUUCAUCACUGUACGGACCGUCGACGUCGUCUUAGAGUGUUGGUAUGAAAUGACGAGGUGAACUUUCUGGUGCUGAUGGUGGUGCCGUCGAUGACGGUUGUAUUGUUAUGUAAACAAUAUAUGUUUUGUUAUGUAAACAAUAUAUGUUUUGUCAUGUAAAUAAAAUAUGUUUUGUCAUGUAAAAAAAUAUAUGUCUUGUGUUUUCUUGUCUUGUUUAUAUCCUAUAUAUUUGUCUAAAAUAUAUAUUUUGUGUUGUUUUUUUUGUCAUGUUUAAAUCAUGUUUGUCUAAAAUAUUUGAUUUCUGUUUUUCGCUUGUUGUGUUUUGUUUUGUUUUAUUAAAAUAUGUCUGUACAGUUAGUCAUUAAAUGUUUAAUAUCAUAGUAGAAGUAUUGUACAUAUCUUUUCAUAUAGCGGUUACUAUUUUGUAUUUUUUGUAAAUAAAAUAUGUUGUUGAUUAAUAAAUGUAUUGUCUCAUUCUGCCUCUUCACUUGUUUGUAUCAUAAUUUUGUAACAAUAAAUGUUAUAUAAAACACUGUUUGCUCUUUGUUAUAUUUAUAAACUCUCUCUGUUGGUCUCUUUAUGAACUACGUAAAAAACCGAGGUAAAUCGAGUGAAAAACUUGAGUUGUUCCCCUUAGUUUACGCUCGCAAAAGAAUGCAAAUUUAGCCGUGUUUAAAUCGCUAAUUUGUGGCGAUUAAAUGUCCGAUUUUUAAAUUUAUUACAUCAAAUAAAAUCUGGUGAUUUAAGUUUUCUCUCAGUAUAUAUUUCAACACAUUGUUUGACACUGAAGGUACUUAAAUUUAAGGUUAAACCUACCACGAGUCAGAAAUACAGUGAGAUACGCAAUCGGUUAUCUUUUGUCUUUACUCGCAAUUCUACUGAUAAGAAAAGCCUGUCUGCUGCUAGUUCGGGAACUGACAGUCCAUGUAUUAUAAAUAAUUACAAAUAUUACAAAAAAUAGUGAUUACACAAACCUAAAUAUAAAUAAUUGAAAAGUGGGCCGAGUUGACCCGUGCCGAGUUGGUAUAGGGCCGAGCUGACUCGGGGGCCGAGUACGUUUUAGGGCCGAGCUGACCCGGA
Messenger RNA from Ruditapes philippinarum (Manila clam), 2065 nucleotides. RefSeq lists its product as uncharacterized. The transcript has 7 exons. The coding region runs from base 1 to 1020 and encodes 339 amino acids. The record is from RefSeq and is a predicted model, not a curated record. Lineage: Eukaryota; Metazoa; Mollusca; Bivalvia; Venerida; Veneridae.